Polychytrium aggregatum is the source of this 508-nucleotide messenger RNA. RefSeq names its product Sel1 repeat family protein. The record is from RefSeq and is a predicted model, not a curated record. Lineage: Eukaryota; Fungi; Chytridiomycota; Chytridiomycetes; Polychytriales. Bases 5 to 250 code for a protein of 81 amino acids. The transcript has a single exon. Gene Ontology annotation, molecular function: protein binding.
GUGGAUGGUUGGUUAUUGCUACUACUGGGGAUACGAAGUCACCGAGGACCUCGCCAAGGCAUUCGAGUGGUUCCGCAAGUCGGCCGAGCAAGGCAAGCUAUACGCACAAGAUUAUCUCGGCUAUUGCUACCAAUAUGGCUAUGGUGUCCCCGAGAACAUGGACACCGCUGUUGACUGGUAUCGCAAGUCCGCCGAUCAGGGGUUCCGAGAUGCCAUCGACAUUCUCAAGGAACUCGACAAGUCGCCCUGAUUCUCACUUUCCACUCCCGAACAACAAAAUCGUAACACUGAAAUGCAAUCAGAUCAGCCAUACAACCCAUCCCAGACACCAUGACACCAAUGAGUGAACUUGACAAGUGGUUCCGAUGAAGUAGCAAUGGCCGAGUGGUGUUGUAUUUGGCAUCCAAUACAUCCAAUACAUCCAAUACAUCCAAUACAUCCAAUACAUCCAAUACAUCCAAUACAUCCAAUACAUCCAAUACAUCCAAUACAUCCAAUACAUCCAAUA